This is a messenger RNA of Labrus bergylta (ballan wrasse), 2459 nucleotides long. The record is from RefSeq and is a predicted model, not a curated record. Lineage: Eukaryota; Metazoa; Chordata; Actinopteri; Labriformes; Labridae.
AUGGACCUGCUGCCUGAUGUCUGGAGACAGGAUUUCUGGCUUCCUUCAGGUGUGACCUGGAUGGACAUGGACCAGCUGGCAGAUGCUGACCGGCCGCGACCCCUGGACCUCCUCAUAGCUCUGCCACUUGCACUGGGUUUUGUCGCACUACGUUACCUGUUUGACAGGUAUUUGGCCCCACCCAUGGGCAGAUGUUUGGGGGUAAAGAAAAGAUUACAAGUUACUCCAGCCCCCUCCCCAAAGCUGGAGUCGUUUUACACCCAGAGGAGCAGACAGCCUACACAGAGUGAAAUUGUAAGUUUGAUGUCACUGUGUGGUAAAACUCAAAGGCAGAUCGAGACCUGGUUCAGACUUCGUAGGAACCAAGACAGACCAUGUCAAACUAAGAAGUUUGGUGAGGCUGCUUGGAGGUUCUUUUUCUACCUCACAGCCUUCACUGCUGGUCUCGUCUGUUUGAUUGAUACGCCAUGGUUCUGGGACCGCAGGGAAUGUUGGAGGGGAUACCCAGUUCAGCCCAUGGAGACAACUCAUUACUGGUACUACAUGUUAGAGCUGGGCUUUUAUGGCUCUUUACUCCUCCGGAUCUCUGUGGACAUCAAGAGGAAGGAUUUUAAAGAACAGGUGAUUCAUCAUCUGGCCACCAUCUUCCUGCUCAGCUUCUCCUACUGUGUCAACUACAUUCGUAUUGGGACCUUGGUCAUGCUGCUCCAUGACUCCUCUGACAUCCUGCUGGAGUCAGCCAAGAUGUUUAACUACGGCUCUGGCUGGAGAAGAACGUGUGACACACUGUUUAUUGUGUUUGCUGUUGUCUUCCUUGUGACUCGACUGGUAGUUUUCCCCAGCAAAAUCAUCCAUACCACCCUGGUGCUGUCCAUGGAGGUGUUUGAACCUUUUGUUGGCUACUAUUUUUUCAAUGUCCUGCUGAUGGUGCUGCAGGCUCUUCACAUCUUCUGGGCUGGUUUGAUCUUACGCAUGGUCUACAAGUUCCUGAAAGGCAAGCUGGAAAAAGAUGAGCGCAGCGAUGAAGAGAGUGAGGACGUUGAGGAUGAAGAGGACAGUAAAGGAGAAGAAGUAAAUAAGGAUCAAGGAGGCGAUUACUGUUGGGAGAAAAGUAAAGACACCCUGAACUCAAAACUGUCUGUGCUGACCAACAGUUGUGUCCUAAAUAACUUAACCAACCACAGGGCGUCUAUAGCUGACAGAAUGCGGAAAGCUCAAUAAAGUCUACAGUAUUCUGAUAACAGGAAGUUGAACUAUCUUACUGUUUCAGUGAUGCCUUACACAUUGCAUGGAUGAUAUCUUUUACGCUCUCUACAGUUCCUGAAUCAGAUCAUAUUUCAUUUUUACUGAGAGCAAAGCUAAGCGAGUAAAGCUGCGAGAGUCUACUCAUUAGUCCUUGUAAAAUGCUCACACAGGAGAGGAGAAAUGUAAUCCAUUGAUCUCUGGGUUAUGGGUCCAGCAUGCUUCCAAUGCACAACUCUUCUAGUCACCCCUGAAGGGACUUGAACCCACAACCUCUGGCUUGCGGGGCCAGUGAAACUGGGGCUGGUGAAUAUAAACUGAGGCCUUAGUAUAAAAUUAGCAACACUGACAUUUUAGAUAGAUAGAUAGAUUGACUCUUUAUUAUCAUUGUAUACAAGGACACAACGUUUAUGGGUUGAGGAGUUUGUCCACAGCUCUGGGAUAGAAGCUGUUUUUCAGUCUGUUUGUCCGUGUGCGAAUGGUCCUGAGUCUGCCUGAGGGAACAUGCAGUGUACAGGGUGAGAUGUGUCGUUCCGGAUGUUUGAGGCUCGCUUGUGGAGACGGCGCGAGUGGGUGUCUCUGAGGGAUGGGAGAAGGGAGCCAACAAUCCACUGAGCUGUUUUGACGAUCCGCUGAAGAUCCUUCUUUUCUGCUUUGAUAUUUUUAAGGUCACAAUUUUAUGGAGGUGGACAGUAGUCUGUGUAUGAAGUGAAAUUAUGGAAUCUUAAAAGCAUCUAGUGCCUUGUUUGAAAAACAAUAUAAAAACAAAUAUAUAUGUGUAGAUACAAUUGUUGGAUAGGUGAUUAGGUGAUGACAGGUAAUUUCCUAUUGUAAAAUAAUGCAGUUAUGUUAAAUAAGUUAUUUUAUAUACGACGGAGGAUUAGGGCCACGUUUUUUUUUUUUUUUUAAUUUCGAGAUUAAACUCCUAAAUUUUGGAGAAUAAAGCCGUAAAUUUACGAGAAUAAAGUUGUAAAUUUACUAGAUUAAACUCCUAAAUUUACAAGUUUAAAGUCAUAAAUUAAGGAGUUAGAGACCAGCCUGCGCAAAAUGAUGAAAGUGGAACUCUUGAAAGUAUUUUCCUCUGCAAACAACUUCCUCCAAGUCAGAUGUGUGGUCUUGCAAGACCUGGUUUAUUCUUAUUACGACUUUAUUCUCGUAAAUUUACGACUUUAAUCUCGAAUUUUAUUUAUUUUUAUUUUUAUUUUUUUUAACGUGGC